This is a messenger RNA of Danaus chrysippus (African queen), 342 nucleotides long. NCBI's taxonomy places the organism in Eukaryota, Metazoa, Arthropoda, Insecta, Lepidoptera, Nymphalidae. The record is from the annotation of a GenBank genome assembly.
AUGGCUCAUUCAUGCAGUCGGACACAAAGCGUACGUAACGAGGACGGGCCGGAUGCGGAACGGAGACGCGAACGCAACGCUGGCGAUAUUUCCGACGACAUGUCGUGUCACCAUCGAGAUGCACCCCCACACGACACCACCGACUUCCCAUGUCAUUUUUUGCCAGUGACGAAAAUUAAUUACGUACAAUCUAUGUUGCUAAUGUUUUUGCUGCAAACGUUUGACUUUGGUGAAGCAUCUCGCAUGCGAUGUGAGGAAGACAAAUGGCUAGAGAAUUCUAUACAUUUCCAGACCGUUUCCUGUAGCAUUGCACGGUUCAGGUUUAAUAUUAAAUUAAUGUAG